Molecule: messenger RNA, 855 nt
Organism: Camelina sativa (false flax)
Lineage: Eukaryota; Viridiplantae; Streptophyta; Magnoliopsida; Brassicales; Brassicaceae
Source: RefSeq, a predicted model, not a curated record
AUGCUGAGUCAUGCGUCGGUUCCGACAAGCUAUUGGCCUUAUGCGUUUGCUCCUACGGUUUAUCUGAUUAAUCGGAUGCCCACUGAUGUCUUACACGGUGAUUCCCCAUAUCACAAACUCUUCGAUGCUCAUCCGAAUUACCUCAAGCUUCGAGUGUUUGGCUGUGUUUGUUACAUGUGGCUUCGUCCUUACCGACAAAACAAGUUAGAAGCUCGCUCCACUCCGUGCGUUUUCCUAGGGUAUUCUCUAACCCAUACUUUUACUGGUCCACUUCCUGCUCUGGUCUACUCUUCACCAACUCCACCAGGAUCUACUCCAUCCUCGACUUCGAUUCAGGUGGUAAACAUGUCCUCAGCUCCGCCGCCACCUGCUCAUUCUACAUCACCUCCGUUGACAGAUCUUCACCCUCCGUCACCGCCAACGCCAACGUCUUCGUCUUCCUCACCAUCUGCGGCUCCAUCAUCGGCUCCAUCACUGGCUCAAUCACCGGCUCCAUCACUGGUUCCCUCACUGGCAUCUUCUCUGUCGCAUGAAUUGUCCGCAUCUCAUUCUUCAUCUUCUGCGUCCCUUGACUCUCCUCAUGAACGUAGAACUAAACGGGUUCAAGAUAUGUCCAACAGUGAGGCCCAACAAAGCCCAUUAUCUCAUUCACCAUCUUCAGGUCGGUCCAGUCUAUCACCAAGCCCCAACUCAUCGUCCUCUUUGUCCUUGCAAUCACCAACACCUACCUCGACUUCUCCACCUGAAUCAUCGUCUACGACAUCCACCGCUCCUAUUAUCCAACCGGUUCCUCCGUCACUUCCACCGUCUAAUCAACAUCCUAUGCAAACUCAGUCCAAAAAUCAGAUCUCCUAA